UCUGUAUCUCUGAUUCACUUUGAAUAUAUGUCCGUCUCCAAUGUCUUUCCCAAAUGUGACAUUUCCCGUUGCCUUUCCUAGCUCCAACUGGUGUCAUUGGAGAGAAGGUCUUCCUUACGGCUCUUGUAGGGACCGAGGUAAUAAUCCCGUGCCAGCUAACAACAGGCAGCGGGAAGUUCACACAGCUUUCCUGGAUAAAAGACCAUCAGGAGAAGCCCAUCGCUGUGUAUAGCCCGAGGUUUGGGUUUAAUGUCCUAAAUGAAAACUAUUCCGGACGGAUAGAGAUGAGAAACCAAUCUCUCCUGGAUGGAUCAAUCCGAAUAAAAGCGUUGGAAACGCAGGAUGAGGGGAAUUAUACAUGUGACCUCACAACAUUCCCUCAGGGAAAACUGAGAAAAGCAGCCCAUUUAACGAUUCUAGUGGUUCCCACCAACAUAGCGACAUCGGUCCCAGCAAAGGCUGGACUCUCAGAGGUCCCUGUGGCUCAGUGUAUUGCAGCCUUUGGGAACCCAGCAGCAGAUAUCAGCUGGAAAUCCAGUCUCCAUGGGAACCACACCACCGUCCAGACGGCCAACAGCAACGGGACAGUGAAUGUUGACAGCCUGUACAAGAUGAACCCACGUCGUUCAGACAAUGGUCAAACAGUGACCUGUUUUAUCACUCACUCAGCAACAGGCAGCAGCAAUACAUACCGCAUACAACUGGAGAUCCACUAUCCACCAGAGGUGACCAUAACAGGAUAUGAUCAGACCUGGAGUGAAAACAGCCGCAAUGUUACUGUGACAUGUAACGCAGAUGCCAAUCCUCCAGUGACAACGUACACAUGGCGAGGGUUACCAGAAGGAUCAUGCCAACUUUGUGACAAUGCGUUGUCCAUAGAGACAAUGGAAUAG
Messenger RNA from Chiloscyllium plagiosum (whitespotted bambooshark), 893 nucleotides. NCBI's taxonomy places the organism in Eukaryota, Metazoa, Chordata, Chondrichthyes, Orectolobiformes, Hemiscylliidae. The record is from RefSeq and is a predicted model, not a curated record.